CCUGCGAGAUCGACUCGUGGAUCUUGACUCAGAGGUGUAUAACUUCACAACCGUCGAUGAGUCCAUUCCCAACUCAAAGGGCCUCACUAUCACCGAGCUAGCGAGGAUUACCGAGUCAAGAUAUCCAUCACAAGCAUACGAGGGUUGGAGAUUGCGCCGCACACUGCUGGGUCCUGAGAAGCCCACAACCGACAAGCCUGGGAGGCGUUCAUUCCGAGACGUUUUGGUCUCGGAGUCCAGCUCAUUGACGGAUCGAAGCGAUAUCUUCAUUCAAGAUACUGAACGGCGGGUCGUGGGAUCUCCCUUGGAGAAAGAGGCCAAAAAAUGACGAGGAUGAGCUUAUGAGAGAAGUUCAUGGCUUCCCCCAGCCAUUGCAGGAAGCUCUUGCUCCUUUCAUUGCAAACGAAAUCUUCAGGAUGCGAAUCAAGGACAAGUAUGACGAGUUUGAACGGGAUAAGGCGAGUCUCGGGAAGAGCAUUAUUGGAUUUCUGGACAUGCUAGGAAAAUUAAAGGAUACAGAAGAUGAAAGCGAAGAUGACUUUGAAGAAGAUGACGAUCUCGAAGGGGAUAAUACCACUCAGACACGGAAAGAUUUUGGGCCACAGGAUGAUUCCGGGGAACAGGGCGGUUCUGGAACGGGAAACUCUGGAACGGGAGGCUCCGAAGCAAAAGAUAGCUCUGGGAACAAGGACGACUCUGGAACGGGAAACGGCUCUGGGGCGAAGAAAACCCCCUCGAAGAAUGGAGGCGCUGAUAAUGAAAAAGACUCUUGCGAUUUCGCAGAUGAGCAAGUGCUGCAUCAAGAUGCGAACUUUUUCCGCUGGACGGAUUUUGAACAAGAGAAACUACCACCAAAGCCUGACGCGAUGGAAGAAAGACAUAAAGCAAUUUUGGCCCUCUACGAGGGCGUCAAAGUAGGAGUUGAAGUCCUAGGGAUCGGGGUGACACUGGAAGGAAUAGCGAAGAUGCUUCGGGGUCUGGUCCACAGAGAAGACUUGUUUGCCUUUUUAAGAGCCAGCGAGCGCACAAUUCUCUAUCCAUCAGCAGGUUCAAGCAAACCGGAUCUGGAUGACCUUGAAAAACAAUUGUUUGAUUCAGGCAAGUUUGGGGGGUACGACGAGCGCCUAGCCGUUCUAACAUACACCGACGGUAGCAAUGGCUCCAUCUCCCUUUUCAAGAAGUGGUCAGGUCCAGACCGAAUCCGACCUGUGGCAGCUAUGGAUGAUGUUCCUAAGAUUGUGCUGAAGGGUGUUUGUUCCUACAUCAGCAAAGUGAACAAAACGAAGCUCUGCUUUCGCGACGGCGGGAUGAAGUGGACGAAGGGAUAUCUUCCGGAAAUCGAAAAGCCUAGGUUUUACUCCGUCUCGGGCCAGAAUCAGAACGGUAACAACAGACGUGAUGAAAUUGGAAUGGGGUUGAAGAAGGCACUGAAGCUGGAUCCUGAUUCCGUUGAACAACGGGAAAGCUUUGUGGCCACAAUACCGCAGAUGGUUGGAGCACUUCAUCUAGGAACAUCCCUUCUGAAGGAGAUUGAAUCGACUCGGGUUGAGAGAGUGGGUUGUUUCGAUCAAGAUGCAAACAUCAUCGUCCCGGGGCGAUGCGUGAGGAUGAUUCGGGGCCCGAAUCCGACUGGGCAUAAGGGUGGGGGACGCAAUGUGCGCAUUGUGGUUUUAUUGCCGGGAACUGCGAAAUGGACAAAGGAGAAGCUGACUUGGAAGUAACUGCUUGAGUAUUAACU
Messenger RNA from Ilyonectria robusta, 1738 nucleotides. RefSeq lists its product as uncharacterized. The coding region runs from base 342 to 1721 and encodes 459 amino acids. Lineage: Eukaryota; Fungi; Ascomycota; Sordariomycetes; Hypocreales; Nectriaceae. The record is from RefSeq and is a predicted model, not a curated record. The transcript is spliced from 2 exons.